AUGAUCCCAUAUUCUCACGAACAUCUCCAAGACCGGCCGUUUCCAGCCUCUGCCAGACGCGAAAGCACUGCGACCGUUUCUUCCACCCCCUCGACCGCGACCUCGUCCCGCUCGUCCGUCUCCGGCUCCCUCUGCUUCGUCUCUGAACCGCCCUUCUCGCCCUCUCUAAGCCCGUCUUUGUUUCCUUCGCCAUCGACCUCAGCGUCUGUGUCGCUCGCAUCCCGGCCGCGAGAGGGCUCCCUCAAUGACGAGGUCGCACGAUUACCGCUCAACCCCGCGGUGACGGUGUCCUUCGUCAGGAGCAGCAGACUCUUCAAGCUCCGGUAUACAUUCAUCAAUAUCCGGAAGGAUUUCGCCGGCGCUUUGAAAUGCCUCGAACUAGGCGGCGCAGUUGGGCAGCAGACUGCCUUUCUACAUAGCUUUAAUACAACCCGUCUUCCCGUACCCCACCUCGAACAUCCGAUCACCUCCUCAGAGCCCUACACCCCGUCCUCACUCCGCAUCUCCUUCCUGGACGAGCAGACCGUCCAAACCGGCGCGACCGUCUUUGCAACCCAACUCUCCUACACAUUCGAAUCCUGGCUGGACUGUCUACAGUUUCAAGAACUCAUUCUCGCCUCGCGAAUCGUCUUUAUCGCAGGUAUCGCCGAGGCGAAAUCCAAAGGUCGUGGCGAGGAGUGUAUAUCGCAGAAUCUGCGGAUCCUAAGGCAGGACCAUACGGGAAAACUGGUGAUGCUCUUCUUUGCCAAUUCGCAGAGGAAAGAGAGGAAGCGAUACGUUUCCAUCCCACUGAAUCACAUUCAUUAUGGACUGCGCGCUGACUACAGUCGAUGGCACCUAGUGAGCUGUAUAGAGAGCGUCAUGCCAGGCAAAAACUCACGGCGACCGGUGGUGCUCCAGCUCCAGCCAAACUUUGACCAUCUGGCACAGAUGAGGACGCUGCAGAUCUCGUUUCUGGAUAGCGACGAUAAAAAAGCGUUCUGUGAAUUUCUCGCAGCCAAUAAUCGAUGA
Messenger RNA from Aspergillus nidulans FGSC A4, 1011 nucleotides. RefSeq lists its product as uncharacterized. The record is from RefSeq and is a predicted model, not a curated record. The coding region runs from base 1 to 1011 and encodes 336 amino acids. The transcript has 5 exons. NCBI's taxonomy places the organism in Eukaryota, Fungi, Ascomycota, Eurotiomycetes, Eurotiales, Aspergillaceae.